Messenger RNA from Radiomyces spectabilis, 1961 nucleotides. Its product is annotated as Sec63 Brl domain-containing protein. NCBI's taxonomy places the organism in Eukaryota, Fungi, Mucoromycota, Mucoromycetes, Mucorales, Radiomycetaceae. The coding region runs from base 18 to 1925 and encodes 635 amino acids. The transcript is spliced from 11 exons. Gene Ontology annotation, molecular function: transmembrane protein transporter activity; RNA binding. The record is from RefSeq and is a predicted model, not a curated record. Gene Ontology annotation, cellular component: Sec62/Sec63 complex. Gene Ontology annotation, biological process: post-translational protein targeting to endoplasmic reticulum membrane; SRP-dependent cotranslational protein targeting to membrane.
CUCUAUUCAGACUUGUUAUGAUUAAAUACACCUACGACGAGCACGGAUUUGCAUUUUACUAUUUCAUUCUCUCGACUCUCUUACUCUGCUUGGUGCCUGCUACAAUCAUCGCGCUUUCCGAUGCGUGGAAGAACAAACAACAGCCGCCCAUUGAACAUCACAGCUGCGCAUGCCGACUGUGUCAGCAGUUUCGAAGCAACCACGACGAUUAUAAUUCUGCGAUUAAGAAAGUCCUUCAUCCAAAAAAAAUCUUUUUGGUGAUGGGCUGGAUCGUGGUAGGUUUACUCUUACAUCAGGUGUCACAUGCGGAUGCUUCUCAUGGCAUUUGGAACCCUUACGAGAUUCUCGGUAUUCACGAGGACACGCCCAUGGUCGAUAUCAAGCAUUUGUACAAAAAGUUGAGCUUAACAUAUCAUCCCGAUAAAGCACAGCCUGGAUCGGCGGAAGAGCACAAGAAACGUUUCAUGGAUAUCACGGCUGCUUAUAAAGUUUUAACAGAUCAUCAUACACGAAAAAAUUAUGAAACUUAUGGCCAUCCUGAUGGACCGCGCCCGUUCUCUAUGGGAAUUGCGCUGCCAAAAAUCCUCGUGGAAGGAAGCAAUCGCACGAUUGUUCUCGGUUUAUAUGGCUUGGUAUUUGGACUUGGCCUACCUCUUUGCAUUAUACGUUGGUGGUUCCAAUCACGUCGUUUGACCAAAGAUAAGAUUCUUCAUGUGACCAUGUCCAUGUUUGUGAAAGAACUGAAGGAGGAUAUGGAUCUCAAAGCUAUUCUUGAGAUCAUUUUUGCAGCCAAGGAAUUUGAAGAAACGGUCCAUAUUGAAUCGCAGCACGAACUUGAAAUAUUGGAAAUGAUCGACACGCAAAUCGCGGAGCAAUUGGAUCAUCGAUCUGCGGAGAAGUAUUCCAAAGACACUGAGAAUGAAUCACCAUCCCAUCGAAAAGCACGCACACUACUUUAUGCUUAUUUGCUUCGACUGGAUUUCAAUCAACUGGAAGCCUCGGACUAUCGAACCAUCAGAAAAGAUCAACGUGAAGUGGUGAAAAAAACCAUUCAUUUACUGCGAGGACUAUCCGAGAUUGCCAAAACCAAGCAAUGGCUUAAAAUCAUGGUCCACCUGAUGGAAAUGAAACAGUAUCUGAUCCAGGCCAUCUAUCCCGGUGAACCACCCAUUUUACAACUGCCCCAUAUUACGGCACAUAUGCUAUCACGUUAUCAGCUUAUUCGGAACGAGCACAUCACCACAAUCCAGCAGUUUUUAGGUUUGUCCGAAUCGGAUCGUCAACUGUUCUUGGAACCACUGACAGAACAUGAGCGUGAGGAUGCCAUGCAUGUUGCAGAAACCAUCCCCAAGUUAUGUGUGAGCAAGGCCGCCUUUAAAGUAUCUGGAGAAGACGUUAUUGCCGCUGGAUCAAUCAUUCACCUGAUUCUUCAACUCAGGAAGGGUCAAUUCGUAGGUAUUGACCCUGUAGCCAAGGCAGUGGUAGAAGAAAAGGCAGUUGAACCGAGUGAGGAAAACAGUGAUGAGGAAGAAAUGCUGGAUAUUAUUGAAGUAUCAAAGAAGAUCCCCACUUCAAAACUUCCUUACGGUCAUUCCCCCUAUUGCCCAAUCGACAAGAAACCCAAAUGGUGGGUAUUCCUUGGCGAUCCAAAAGUGGAUCGCAUGUUGGUUCAUCCUCGUAUCUUGACGGAUAUUUCAGACGUGGAAAAGAUCAGUAUCCCUUUCGCUGGUCCUCCUCAUCCAGGCACUUAUACUUUUUCAUUUUUCUUAAAAUCGGAUACCUAUUGCGGUAUGGACAUCAUUCAAGACAUUAAGCUGACAGUACGUGAUCCGAAUGAAACAGAAGAUGAUAAAAAUGAAAAGCUCUCCGAACGUCGUCCUUCAGUGACCGAAAGAAAACCAGCAUCUCUUGAAGAUUUAGGAUAAAAUAGAUUCACCCACGUUCAUUUACUGUUAACCGUA